AAUGGAUAGUGUUUUGGCAUUAAAUGCGUUAAACGUAUUGAAAGUGUUGUAAACAAAAGGCUUUCAUCACUCGUUUCGGCGCUUUUGUGGUCACAUUUGCGGCCAAUUCUUGUCAUUGUUUCGCCGUUUUAUUCAAGUCUUUAUCCAAAGGUUUUGUUGAUAUUUAUCGGCAAAACAUACGAUCGCAACACUCGUCACACGAACUGAUCCCAAGACUUGCUUCAGAAGCGAUGAUUUGUGUGAACGCGGCGUCCAAUGACUCGAACGAAUCGGCGGUCAGUUAUUCCCCGCUUUCGAUGUCGUCGUCUUCGCCGGUGAAGCCGUCGCUGGCCAUCAAACAGCUGUUGGAGAGUCCGCUCAUCAAAGCGCAGCCAUUGCCGGAACCGAUGCGCGAAGACUCGCCGCCACCGACGCUGCGGAUGGGAUCGCAGGGAAGUGACACUGAGUUGGACACGAAUCCCGACCUCGACGUCGUAAUGGUUUGCGAGUCUCCCGACCCCACGCCUCAGCCCUCGCAGGACCUGUUGUACGGCGACAACGGUGUGGACGGCGUGACCGAAGUGGCCGACAGUCAGACUUCGUUGACGGCCGACACGGAGGACAACAACUCGAAUGAGUCGAAUCCGUCGGUCGAACGCAAUUGUCUUCGACGGCAGACAUCUGUUUGUGUGAAUACUGUGAGCAAAACCUCUUCGCCUCGAGCUCUGGCUAUACUGAAGAACGCCAUCAAAACCUCUUAUAAUAACAAUUCUAACAAAUUUUGUGAUAAACUUAUUGUUAAUAAUAAUAACAGCGAAGACAUGACCGCAACUGCUUUGAGCGCCACUAAGAAUAGUCUCGAUUUGAUUAACGGCUGUCAAAGUCCGCCGAAUCACAAACUGAUCCGAAACUCUCCAUUCAGUCGCGGUUCGGCUCUUCUGAAGGCCGCCAAAGAGAGAAUGGAGCGAAAGGAGAGCGACAGGAGUCCCAAAAUACUGACCAAUUUGUUGAUUGAAUCGGGGUUUGACCGGCAAUUGACGGGUAUAUUACGUAAACACGAAUUGCAAUCUUCGCCGACCAGUUCUGGCGAACCGAAGCCCAAGAAGAAGAAAGUGCUGUUCGCCGAACCGGUGGUCAGUUCUAAACUCGAGUUCAAACUCUCGCCUUCGCCCACUUGUAGCGGCACAGCCGACGAAUCGGGCGUUCGGCCGCUUUCGCAACACACGUCGGCCUUCGGAUCGGCCAUCGAUUGCGGUGUUGGCGAAGACGGUGUGCCGACUGUCGUACAAGACAUGAACGACAAGAGGCGUAACCAUUUGGUCCAUCAGAACAGUACGUUUGACAAGGAAUUUGACGCCAAUUCCGUGGACUCGAGCGAAGACUCGCAAAACAGCGAUCAGAUGCCGAUUCUUAUGACACAAAAGUUUUUCGCCGCCGACGAAGACGAGUUUCUGGAGCCCAGUUGUGGUCAACAACGAAACCCUACAUAUGACGACUUUGACGACAGCUCUGACGUUAAUCUGAGGAAUACGUUAAUCUCAUCGACGAAUGACUGUCAACAGGACUCAUACGACGAGCUAUUCAUGUGUUCGCAACCGAUGCCGGAGAGUACGCGUAUUGAAUGGACAGAUGUCGGCAUACAGACCAUUCCGAUGGGUGAGAGCGCCGACACCUAUGUUGAGGACCCGAUAGUGAACGUACCGAUGAGGUUGAGUCUCGUCAAAGAGCUUUACCACAUGUUUGGCGAAUUCAUUGAACAGCACUCACAGUCUUAGCGUCGAGUAUCUGUUUCUAUGAGUUUUAAUUUAUGUCUUAAUAUAUAAGUGAAGCAAACAGUGAGUUUAGAAAUACAAUUAACUUUAAUUAAUUUUAAUUCAAAUGUAAAACAUUUUUGAAAAAAUAAUACACAAAUACUUUACGCAACAAAACCAACAAAUCUGCUAUAUUUUUCUGUCUUUCGACUAAAUCUAUACAAUACAUAUGAAACACAAUUACUAUUAAAUGUUAAUAAAUAACACAAAACGUUAUUUUUAAUAUGAUAUGAGAUUUUAAGUGAAAGUGUUUUCUCAAUGAGAAGCAAACUUUAGGUCCAAAAGUAGAGUGAAUUAAAUCAUGUAUUUUUGCUGACCGUAUAUAUCGUAGCGUUGGUUUAAAUCUAGUUUUAUUUAUCUCUAUUUAAAUUGUAUUUUUAGUUUGUUUUUUCUGGAUCUCCUCUCUUAGAUCACAGCACACAUCGAGACUGUGGUUAUCUGUAAUUUAUUUUUGUCUCGAUUUUCCAUACAUUUGACCAUUUUUUGGAUCAAAUACUCUUUAUUUCAUUCACAU
Medioppia subpectinata is the source of this 2304-nucleotide messenger RNA. The record is from the annotation of a GenBank genome assembly. NCBI's taxonomy places the organism in Eukaryota, Metazoa, Arthropoda, Arachnida, Sarcoptiformes, Oppiidae.